AUGCAGUUAUUUCAUAUUUUAUAUCUUUGCUUUGUGUUGGAUACGUACUUAAAUUCACACAUUUUGUGUUGGCUGAAAGGCAACAUCUCUUAUGCGGCAAUCUACCUUGAUAUAAACUCUGCGAAUGCCACUUGUAGUCCGUAUCGAAUUGGUGAUGACAUUGGUAGUGCGUAUGCGAUGGGUUUGGUUGGUGGAUCGAUUUUUCACUCGUUUAACGGUUUUAGGAAUGCAGCAGCAGGUCAAAAGAUUCGCGGAAUGUUUAGAGAGGUUCGAAUGCGAGGUCCCUUAACAGGUGUUCAAUUCGCCGCUUGGGGUGGUAUGUUCAGUACGAUUGAUUGCACCAUGGUGGCACUAAGAAAGAAGGAGGAUCCAAUCAAUUCAAUCGUUUCGGGUGGCCUCACGGGUGCUUUUCUAGCCGUACGAAGUGGUCCAAAGGUGAUGGUUGGAUCAGCAGUAUUGGGUGCUGUAAUAUUGGCGAUGAUCGAAGGUGUGGGUUUAAUAACUGCAAGGUGGAUGGGUUCAAUGUUAGAUCCAACCGCUCCGCCUUCACCGGAACUCGAAGACCCGUUAAGUUUACCCACGAAACCAGCCAAAUCUACUAGUAGCGGUGGUAAUAUCAGCAGUGGUGUGGAGGCAUCGCCGAAUAUGGCACCAUUUGGCAUACCCGCAAUGAAUGUUUGA
This is a messenger RNA of Anisakis simplex (herring worm), 681 nucleotides long. Lineage: Eukaryota; Metazoa; Nematoda; Chromadorea; Rhabditida; Anisakidae. The record is from the annotation of a GenBank genome assembly.